GCCACGUCUACUAGAGUUCGGCUUCGUAGAGGUGGGGCUAAUACAGGGCCGAAUAUACAUCCAGAGGAUACGCGCCUUGAACGCAGUAACCGCCUAGAUGUUCGAUCUACAGCCUAGCGUCAGUCAUCUUGCUUUUGUCCACGAGCCCGACUGGUGCGUCCACUUGGCAUCUUCCCCUUUCCUCGACGACGCCUCACACGCACAAGUCGCGCAAUGGGGUGUCAAUGGGCAGAUUGAGGUCGGUCAGAGGUGCCGGAGUGCCGAUAAACAGGCUGCCAAAGGAUCGAGUGUUGACGGAUUGAGUGCCGGUGGACAGAGUGCAGAUGAACAGAGUGUCUGGCAUGGCUGGAGCGACGCCCGUAUGCAAGGUAUCCUGCCGCCGGCCCUUUCCGCUCGCAUCCCGCUCGAGGUCUUCGAGCUCAUCGUCGACGCGAUCAGGUAUCAGCCCAGGUUGGCCGCCAUGGCGCUGGUCUGCCACACAACAUGGUACCCUCGAGCGAUGCACAACCUCUACUACAGUGUCGAGCUUCGCAGCCGCACAAGCUACAACAUGUUGUUCAAGCAGUGUCACGCGUCGCUACGCUUCAAGCAGUGGCUCGCAAGCACAUGCGAGCUGGUGGUAGAUGAGGGUAAGGCCGAAGACACGAGCAUGGAAAGCCCGCAGUAUGGAAACAAGAGCAAUCAUGAUACUCGCUUCCUUCAAGCACUACCGCUCGCGCUCGCUGCUCUGAUGCCUCGUGUACGCAUCCUUCACACCCGGAAUGGAGGACUUCGUUUCAUCCGCACAGACUUCUUCCUCGCCCUGUCGAGGUACAAGUCUGUCAAGUCGUUAACGCUUUGGCACUGCCUUCUGAACAACAUCACGCAGCUGCGGCGGAUUGUAUCCGCCUUCCCUCAGCUUACAAACCUCACGAUGCAUCAGGUUGACUUCCCUCAACGAGGUGCUGCCAGUCAUGCGGGAAGCUCACUAUUUCAGCCAUCGUCUCGCAUACGCCUUCGAUACCUUCACGUCCAUAUGCACGGAGAAGUCAUGGCGAUGUUCGUUGACUGGAUGAGGCGCUCGGGCCUCUGCACCUCACUUGCGGAUCUGACAGUCCAGUUCAACGAUCUCUCCAUGGUACAGACCUCUCUUAACAAACUCCUCGAAACGGCAGGGGCAUCGUUGACCCGUUACCGCGAGAGUACCUAUAGCUACAAUGGUCACAUAAAUCUGUUACAAAACACCGCCUUGCGAUCCUGGCACCCAGCACUGCCAACCAUCGAAUACACGGCCGAAGACCAGGGAUUGCGCGCGGCGUGGACCAAAGCAGUGUACGAGUUCUACAGCAUUUUCUCCACCAUCCGAAGCCGUCAGCUCGAGCACUCAAGAUCGACGUUCCCGUCAACAGCAGCCUACUACUCGAGCCUGAGUGACCCAGCGCUGUCCUCGUGAAGCUCGACCUGCGGGACCUGCAUUAGGUCAUGAGCCGGCCAUACUUCGACACAUUGGAGGAUGUCGAGGUGAAACUGUAUCUGUUGGUUCGGACCCCUCAGACCAGGCUGAAUGCUCGAAAGCUCGAGGCCAUGUUCCGUGGUGGCAUAUUACUGCCAUGGAAUGCCCGUAA
Messenger RNA from Fomitopsis serialis, 1604 nucleotides. RefSeq lists its product as uncharacterized. The transcript has 3 exons. The record is from RefSeq and is a predicted model, not a curated record. Bases 98 to 1432 code for a protein of 444 amino acids. Lineage: Eukaryota; Fungi; Basidiomycota; Agaricomycetes; Polyporales; Fomitopsidaceae.